CGAACACACAGUGCAAAUGUAUCGUUGAGAAUCAGCUUGUUGCAUAUAUACAUCACUUGUCGCCCAUAGGACCAUGGUUCAUUUAACACAAUUCGCAGGUCUGAUUAUUGGCCUCUGCCUUUUACAAAUUAUCCUGGGUCAGAGGAAUUCAAUUGACUUUGGAGUGGGUCGCGGCAGAGGUGGUGGGAUCAGGGGUGAUAUUGGCUGGACCAGGCGUGGUCGUCGUGGAUCAAGAUCAAGAAUCGGAGGCAGCUUGGACACCAAUGGAAAUUGGGGGAUAAGUGCAGGGUUCUCGUGGAGACGCCGGAGGGCUUUGAGGUUUGAUCAGGAUACUGAAAGCUUUCAUGUAAAGCUUAUGGCUGAUCCCUGCGCGUUUGACUUCUACGAUCAAGAUAAAGAUGGCAGCAUUUCAACCGUUGAGAUGUGGUCGGUAUUUGGAAAUACGACCGAGGCUAACAUGCUCUUUUAUGCUUUGAACAAAGGAAUAGUUGACGAUACAAUUAGCAAAGACGAGUUUGUUACUCUUGCUCCGAUCCUGAUCGACGACUGCUUCCAGAAUAGGUUUAACAGUGCAAGGAAUGGACAAUAAUUGGGAAUAAAUUUCACUCAAAUCGAUUAAACUCUACUCAAUUACAAUGAUAUUUGCUCUUACCACUUAAUUAGAUUAAAGUUGAUCUGUUACAAUAUUAGUUGUUUUUACCAUGAACAGAAUAUGUUUUAUAACAGUUUAGUUUGAUCCUUAUAUCAGAUUGUGUCGUCAUAUAUAUUAUCUAUGCGUUAGAUGAUAGCCAUUCUCAUUCAUCAGAUGUUUGAUAAUGAUUAAACUGUGGAACACGUAGCAUCAUCACUCUGGUGUACGAGAAUGGUAAUAGCUUGGUCCUAGGUUUCCCAACCUGCCCUGUUCGUUAAUACCGACUCUUAUCAUUAUUGGGGAAUCAUUCUUAUUAUUUAUCACUCCUUGAGAUAACACUUAUGAACACUUUCGACCAUUUAACCAUAAUCGAGUUUGUUAGUAAAAUGAACUCAUUUUGGUAGAUAAAACAUAGGUUAUUGGAAAUAACUAUUUACCAUAUAUUUUCAUAUUUUAGUAUGUGGAAGUAAAUUUUACUAAAACAUGUAACAUCUAAUAGUUGUUCCAAGUUUUAUGCUUUGUAAAUGUUACCAUUAAACAUGCACGCCAUCUAUAUAGGUACUCGACGUCGAGGGUUGUCGGGAGGAUAAAAACAAUUUAAGAUAGUUGGCACGGACUGAUUAUUGUCUAGAGUAUAUUGUAUUUUAUCUUCGACGAACGGACAUCCAUGCAUCAUAUGUAAAAAAUUGUUUCCAGCUGAAUACAACGAUCACGAUUUUU
Molecule: messenger RNA, 1351 nt
Organism: Mya arenaria
Lineage: Eukaryota; Metazoa; Mollusca; Bivalvia; Myida; Myidae
Exons: 5
Coding region: 74-589 (171 amino acids)
Molecular function (GO): calcium ion binding
Source: RefSeq, a predicted model, not a curated record